Molecule: messenger RNA, 3680 nt
Organism: Mytilus trossulus (common blue mussel)
Lineage: Eukaryota; Metazoa; Mollusca; Bivalvia; Mytilida; Mytilidae
Product: sorting nexin-12-like
Exons: 5
Coding region: 81-569 (162 amino acids)
Biological process (GO): endocytic recycling; late endosome to Golgi transport
Cellular component (GO): retromer complex; early endosome membrane
Molecular function (GO): phosphatidylinositol-3-phosphate binding
Source: RefSeq, a predicted model, not a curated record
AGAAGAAGAAAUGGUUAGCUCCCUUAAUUUGGUAUAAAACGUCAUAAGUUUUUGUGAAGUAGGAGUACCUGUGGUACACAAUGACCACUACACAAUCAGCAACAGCUCGAAUUCAGCCAAAGAAACAAACUUUAGAAGAUGCCUAUUCACCCCCUGCCAAUUUCUUAGAGAUAGAUAUUGCUGAUCCUCAAACUCAUGGGGUCGGGAAAAAACGAUACACAGACUAUGAAGUCAGAAUGACGACAAAUUUACCUGUAUUUAAAGUAAAAGAAUCUGGUGUACGAAGAAGAUAUAGUGACUUUGAGUGGUUACGGAAUGAAUUAGAACGAGACAGUAAGAUUGUUGUACCACCACUACCUGGUAAAGCCCUGAAAAGACAGUUACCAUUCAGAGGGGAUGAUGGAAUAUUUGAGGAUGAAUUCAUUGAAGACAGAAGAAAAGGACUUGAACAAUUUGUAAACAAAGUUGCUGGCCACCCCUUAGCACAGAAUGAAAAAUGUUUGCACAUGUUUUUGAUAGAACCAGUGAUUGAUAAGAACUAUGUACCUGGGAAAAUAAGAACAACUUGAGAUCACCAAAAGAACACCAUUUUAAUGUUGUGAAUAUUUCUGUACAUUUUAUUCUGUUUUAUAGAGUUAGACUUUGUAUAAUUAAGGACAUACUUAAAAUGCACUACCUUAGUAUUUCGUUUUUUCCUACCAAUUAGUGUAUUCAAAGAAUAAGAAAGAAAAAAGAAAAAUUCAAAAUAUUACACAAAAAAAUCUAUUCAUAAUGAAUUUCUUUUAUUUUUAUAUACAUAUAAGCAAACAAGGUCUUGCAUGAAGUAAAAAUGAAUGAUUGCCAAUAAUUAUUGCUUUGUGUAAACAUGAUGUACAUUCACAAGUAGACUUUUGUUUACAAUUUUUUUUGCAAUUUAUUUGAAUAAUUUUUUAAUUGUAAAGUUAACUAUAAUCAAAUAAUAUAUAUAUUAUGUGUAUGUGUUUUAUAAAUAUACUUGCUACACUGUAAUAUCUGAAUAAUUAAGUUCUGUAUUACCAAGAUAUUAUGUUUACUUAUGUAAAUUAACACAUUUUUUUCACAAUAAUCUUGAAAACAAACGCAUAUUACUGUUGGAUGGUAAUAACUAAAACAUGGAUUUUUGAUAGACCUGUAUCAAAAUUAAGUUACUAAAUUGUAACCUCACUUUCACCAUAAUAAAAGAACAAUUUUUUCAAGAUUAUAUACAAGAUGACAUUCCAUUAUCAUUUGUUUCGAGACAGUUUUAGUUUUAAGGUUAUGGCUCUUAUUUUUACUGAUUUUUUUUUUUAUUAAAAUAUAAUUAUUCAACUUCAGAAUACACAGUUAAUCAAAUUUAUUUGAUGGUCAGAUUCACUUAUAUCUUAAUAUUGUAUAUUCACUGUACAAUUGAGUGUUAGAAUACAGAUACUGUAAAUUCACAGAUUUGUGUGUACAUUUAUUUUUGUGAAUGUUGAACAAAGAUCACAAAUGCCAGUUUAAUUCAUUGCGAUGUUUUUAUAAAUGCAAAUAAUGUGACUGGAAGAAUAUCACAAUGAUAACUUACAUUCUGAAAUCUGAUGGGAUUUCAGAUUCAUCACUCAACAACUUCCUAUUUACCUUAUACUAUUAGUGGGGUGGGGUAUCAUUAGUGAGCAAUAGCUCACAGACAGAUUCAAUUGUUAAUCUCGCCUAUGUUCAUUUUUCAAAAAUCGCAACAAUUUUGCAAUUUGCAGUUUUCCUAUUUCAAGAAAUGCUGCAUACAAAGAACCCCAUCAAAAUUUAAAAGGCAAGUUUUGAUUUUUGUGCAGAUAUCUCAUUGCAAUUUUAAAUGUAACAAAAACAUUACAAAACUUUCUGAAUUUAUAAUACUGUAGUUGAUUUUAAUGUGAUUAAAAGGGACGAUAUCAAUGACAGGAUCGGACUGACACAUAUAAUCACUAUAAGCUGUGAAGACUAACUUUAAAACUUAAUACAUGAUAGAAAUUUUAUAUCUUAAUUGAUGAGUUACAAAAUGUUGACAUUGUUUUCCUAAAAGCUAUCCCACCACUAGCGCUGCUGAUCAAUCUGCAUGAUUUUGUCCUUUCCAGUACAAGAACCUACAAAAUGUGGGAUAUGCAUUUUUAGUUACAAUUCUUUUAAGAACAUAAAAGAAUAUGAAGUAAAACAGGAUAAUAAUAAUUUUCAAUUUUCAGAUAUCACUCUUAACCUUGGCUGUUAUGAUAUACAGGAAAAUAUUCUGGAGGAUCGAGUUAACCCAAUAUAAUCACCAUUACCCAGUAAUACGGGUAUGCAAUUGGGAAAGAUGUUAACAGUGAAUAAACUUUGUAUGUGUACAGUAAAUAUAUGUCAGUAAUUUUAAUAUGUGUUAGGCCACACUUAAAAAUAUUUUGGUUUGCCCAAACCCUACCCAAAGGUUGAGACAGUGGGUAGGUAGGUAGGCAUUUUCUUUUUUUUAUUUCAAAAAAAGAAAUUGAAGUAUCAGAUGUUAGUAAGUCUUCAUGCCUAUUUGAUUAAAAAAAAACUUCUUCAAAUCAGGACAAUAAAAGAAUUUGAGUAGGCAGCUUUUUUCUGGGUAGGUAGCGUUUGGGCAAACAAACCUAUUUUUUAUUUUGGCCUUAGUACAUUGCACUCAAUUAUUUCCUGGGAACCCUUGACAUAGGGCAUUAUUAAGUUUAGUUAUGUGUGGGGCCGUAAUAACAAGCAAAUUUUACAAGUUAAGCAUCAAAACUACCAGUACUAAAACAAAUAAGAUUUUGCAAAGUUUGAAUCAGGUUUUUUUAUAUUCUUGAUUCUGGAGAACAAAGUUUUUUUUUCAAUAAAAUAUUUUCACACAAACUUAAAGGGAAAAGUCCAUUUAAGAUAUCUAUUAUUUUCUUGCAAAUAUUGAACCGGUAACUGUAAAAGAGGAACAUGUACAAAAUAUACAAUAAAACUUGUGGUUCAAAGAAAUAUUUAAAGCUUCUUUAAGCCAUUAAAAAAGAUAACUCACUCUGCGGUGAAUUCAUUUAAAAUUGAAAGUGAGAAAGGGAGACAUUUUUAUAUUUUUUUAAAACUUCCUGGCAUGUCAUGAAUUCAAAUACAAGCUUGAUUGACAGAAUUUUGUCUAAAAUACAAUAGACAUCAUUUUGAAGAGAUUUAACUUUUGACAUAAAAAAAUCCAGAUUGCUAUUUAUAAUUUGGAGCUUAAUGGAAACGGAAUGACAAGUCUUUAGAUUGUACCAGAAGCUAAUACAUUGUAAUCAUUUUAUUUUUAAUUUGAGUAUGUAUGGAAUAAAUUCAUAUGUUUAUGUAUUGCUUUUUCAUCAUGGUAUUUUUCCCUGACCAAAAACAGCUGGUACAGUAUUUUUGGCCAGAUAGUGUAUUGAGAUUUUAGAUUGUAAUUGUAAAAUGAUGAGAUUUGUGUAAUCAUCUUGACCAUAGAAUUUUAUUUGGAAAACAGAUGUCUAUUAGACAUAUUUCAUAAGAGAAGUUAUUGAGGAUCAAAUUAUCAAAUGAAUUUGGAAAUUCGUACAGGUUCUUUUUAUAUUGGUAUCGUUGAAGUUUGAAUGUCAUAAAGAAGUGAGCAAUUUGUUGUAGAAGAACGUGAUAGAACAUGUUUUGUAACUGUUGUUUAAGGUACACUGUAGUCUUUUCUCCGAGAUUAUUUUAUGAAGAGGCUGAAAAAUAAAUAUUUAUUAUUUUGA